Messenger RNA from Medioppia subpectinata, 912 nucleotides. NCBI's taxonomy places the organism in Eukaryota, Metazoa, Arthropoda, Arachnida, Sarcoptiformes, Oppiidae. The record is from the annotation of a GenBank genome assembly.
UUUCCACUGAAACUAUUGCUACUUAUACUGCAAACGACAACAUUGAACGGCAGUGCUCUGGCCUACGCUCGCGACCACCGGACACACCAUAAGUGGACAGAUCAGGAACAGGACCCUAAGAAUCCGAGUCGAGGCAUGUUUUACGCGCACAUCGGGUGGUGGCUAUUGAGGAAGAAAGACAUUGUCAAACAUUAUGGUAACAAACUCUCAUUCGACGACCUCUACGCGGACCCACUCAUCAAAUUUCAACACAAAUUUUACAUACCGUUAGCGUUUGUGUUUGGAUUAGCGGUGCCAACACUUAUACCCUGGUGUUUGUGGCGCGAGAGCCUAUUGACCGCAUUUCUACUGUGCGGGCCAUUGAGGAUAUGUGUAGUAUUGCAUCACUUAUUCACUGUUAAUUCGUUGGCCCAUUACGUCGGUCGGCGGCCAUACGACCGGUCUAUGCGGCCGACAGAGAACCGACUCGUUAUAUACCUAUCACUGGGAGAGGGGAACCAUAACUAUCACCACACCUUUCCCUGCGAUUACGCGUCCAGUGAACGGCCAUUUUGGGAGUCCUAUAAUCCGUCCACACUUUUCAUUCACGCUUUCCGUUGCAUUGGUUUAGCCUAUGAUCUGAAGAGUCCGUCGCCUGAACUCAUCCAACAAGUGAUUGAACGCAAAGGGAUUCCCGAAUACUUUGCAAACCGAAACAAUAAAAGUCUAUUAUAUAGGAUUAUAAGGGGAGGACUGGACUGGACUGUAGGUUUGAUGACCUCUUUGUGGCCAAUUGUGGCCAUAAUUGUGUUCAAAGCACUGACCGCUCAGAAUAUGAUACUCAUUGAUAACCGACGCGAACCAUAUUUAGGUCCAUAUUUGUUGGAUCUCAACAAUUACUGGCCAUCAGGCAAUUUAAUUGUAUUUUAUUAA